This is a messenger RNA of Caenorhabditis sp. 36 PRJEB53466, 7102 nucleotides long. The record is from the annotation of a GenBank genome assembly. Lineage: Eukaryota; Metazoa; Nematoda; Chromadorea; Rhabditida; Rhabditidae.
AUGGUGAAAACACAGAUUUUCUAUUGGUCUGUGAUCACUUUGGUAUUCUUGAAUACUUGUUGCGUCGCCAGUGAGCAUUAUGGACAGCCCCAGUGGUUCACCGAUUUCUUGAGUAAGUCCGACCUUGUUUCCAUUACCCAACUCUGUUUUUCAGAGUAUGCCGAAUUCGUCUUCCUUGGAAUAUUCGUGGUUGAAAUGCUUCUCAAACUGUUUGCAAUGGGCUCAAGAACGUACUUUGCGUCGAAAUUCAAUCGUUUCGAUUGCGUGGUCAUUGUCGGUUCAGCAGCUGAGGUCAUUUGGGCAGAAGUUUACGGAGGAUCAUUUGGUAUUUCGGUGAUGAGAGCUCUCCGUCUUCUCCGUAUCUUCAAACUUACUUCCUAUUGGGUCUCUCUCCGUAACUUGGUCCGAUCUCUGAUGAACUCAAUGCGAAGUAUCAUCUCCCUUCUUUUCCUCCUCUUCUUGUUCAUUCUCAUCUUUGCUCUGCUUGGAAUGCAGUUGUUCGGAGGAAAGUUCAACUUCCCCACAAUGCACCCAUACACCCACUUUGACACUUUUCCCGUCGCUCUCAUUACUGUGUUUCAAGUGAGUCAAGUUUCUAUAAUCUAAGUUUCACAAGCGUAUUUCUCUUUCAGAUUCUUACUGGUGAAGAUUGGAACGAAGUGAUGUACCUGGCAAUUGAGUCACAAGGCGGUAUCUACAGUGGAGGCUGGCCGUACUGCAUCUAUUUCAUUGUCUUGGUGCUCUUCGGUAACUGUAAGUUGUGAUUUUUAAAUCUCCAGUUCCAAGUGUUCUCUUACAGAUACCUUGUUGAAUGUGUUCCUGGCUAUUGCCGUCGAUAACUUGGCGAAUGCUCAAGAACUAACUGCAGCAGAAGAAGCGGACGAAAAAGCGAACGAGAUUGAGGAAGAAUCGGAAGAAGCAGAGGAAGAGUAUCAGGAAGGAGACCAUUGCACAAUUGAUAUGGAAGGAAAGACCGCCGGAGACAUGUGUGCAGUUGCAAGAGCUAUGGAUGAAAUGGAUGAGGAAUGUGAAGAGGAAGAAUCACCGUUUGGAGGUCCGAAGCCGAUGGUACCCUACAGUUCCAUGUUCGUGCUCUCGCCAACCAACCCUCUGCGCGUGCUCAUUCACAGUAUUGUGUGUACAAAGUACUUCGAAAUGAUGGUCAUGACUGUCAUCUGUCUGUCUUCCAUCUCGCUGGCAGCUGAAGACCCUGUUGAUGAGGAAAACGCGAGAAACAAAGUGCUGCAAUACAUGGAUUACUGUUUCACCGGAGUGUUUGCAUGCGAAAUGCUUCUGAAGGUAAUUGAGUGAGAAUUGUCACAAAUAAAGUUUAUUUUGUAUGUUCAGUUGAUCGAUCAGGGAAUCCUUCUUCAUCCUGGCUCGUACUGUCGAGAUUUCUGGAACAUUCUUGACGGAAUCGUUGUCACUUGCGCGUUGUUUGCUUUUGGUUUCGCGUGAGUAUUCUUAAUUUCUGAAAAAACCGCAAAUAAUUCAAUGCUCUUUACUAAUCAUGUUCAAUUUUUAGAAGUACAGAGACGUAAGUUUCGGAUAACAUCCGCCCAUCUAGUUGCUUUUUUGUUUCUCUCCGCCUUUUUCACAUAUUCCCUUUCCAAAAAUAAUUCAUUCCUAGAAAAAUUAACAAGUAAUAUCACAAAUCUUCUCCCUCAUGAUUCUUUCGUAUCAAUCUUAACCGUUCACGUUCAUCUCAUCUCAAGUAACACAUUGAAAAAGUCUCAUCUGAUUUGAGCUCACACUUUCAUUCCCAAUUCUUGCACAACAACUUUUGAGUGUCUCCUGCUGAAUGAUAGCCUUUUCGAGUUAUCAUUUGUCAGGGAAGUUUCGAACAAUCGUAUUCUUUUUUCAGGGGCACGGAAGGAAGUGCUGGAAAGAACUUGAACACUAUCAAAUCGUUGAGAGUGCUCAGAGUGUUGCGUCCUCUUAAGACCAUCAAGAGGAUUCCGAAACUGAAGGUUAGUUAGCAUCUAAAGCUCGUUUCUUUCCAUAUACACUUUCUACUUUUCCAGGCCGUUUUCGAUUGCGUUGUGAACUCUCUGAAGAAUGUAUUCAACAUUCUGAUUGUUUACUUCUUGUUCCAAUUCAUCUUUGCUGUAAUCGCAGUACAGCUAUUCAACGGAAAGUUCUUUUUUUGUACGGACAAGAACCGAAAGUUUGCGAGCACAUGUCAUGGACAGUUCUUCAUUUACGACAACCAGAAUGAUCCGCCACGUGUAGAACAGAGAGAAUGGCGGUUGAGACCGUUCAAUUACGACAAUACACUCAAUGCGAUGCUCACACUUUUCGUGGUGACAACAGGAGAAGGAUGGCCUGGAAUCAGACAGAACAGCAUGGACACGACAUUUGAAGAUCAGGGGCCAAGUCCGUUUUUCCGAGUGGAAGUCGCUCUUUUCUACGUCAUGUUCUUCAUUGUGUUCCCGUUCUUUUUCGUCAACAUCUUCGUCGCGUUAAUCAUCAUUACGUUCCAAGAACAAGGAGAAGCAGAGUUGAGCGAAGGAGAUCUCGACAAAAAUCAGAAGCAGUGUAUCGAUUUCGCAUUGAAUGCGAGACCAAGAUCUCUUUUCAUGCCGGAAGACAAGAACUCGAUCAAGUACAGGAUAUGGCGGCUUGUAACCUCACCGCCGUUCGAAUAUUUUAUUAUGGCGAUGAUUUGUAUCAAUACAUUCAUUCUAAUGAUGAAAUAUUACAACAAUCCACUGUUCUAUGAAGAGAUCUUGAGACUGUUCAACACUGCUCUCACGGCAGUUUUCACAGUUGAAAGUAUUCUGAAAAUAUUGGCGUUUGGUGUCAGAGUAAGCGAACUUUUGAGGGAAGAUGAAUAUAUACACGCAUAUUUCAGAAUUAUUUUCGUGACGGCUGGAAUCGUUUCGAUUUUGUCACCGUCGUGGGUUCGAUCACUGACGCUCUCGUCACCGAGUUCGGUGGUCACUUCGUCUCUCUGGGAUUCUUGCGUCUCUUCCGUGCCGCCCGUCUCAUCCGUCUUCUGCAGCAAGGAUACACCAUCCGAAUCCUUCUGUGGACAUUCGUACAGAGUUUCAAAGCUCUUCCAUAUGUUUGCUUGCUGAUUGGAAUGCUCUUCUUCAUCUACGCCAUCGUUGGAAUGCAAGUGUUCGGAAACAUCUGGUUGAAUGCGGCCACCGAGAUCAACCGACACAACAACUUCCAGUCGUUCUUCAACGCAGUCAUUCUGCUUUUUCGUUGUGCGACUGGAGAAGGAUGGCAGGACAUUAUGAUGGCUGCAGUCCAAGGAAAAGAUUGUGCAAAGGCUGGUUCAAAUGAAAUCAAUUUCGAGAAAGGACCGACUUGUGGAAGCAACGUGUCAUACGCUUACUUUACCAGUUUCGUUUUCCUUUCGUCGUUUUUGAUGCUCAAUUUAUUCGUUGCCGUCAUCAUGGACAAUUUUGACUAUCUGACAAGAGACACUUCGAUUCUCGGACCUCAUCAUCUCGACGAAUUCAUUCGUGUAUGGGCUGAUCACGAUCCAGCUGCAACGUAUGUUAAAAUGUUCUGAAAAAAAGCUAAAAUUUGCAUUUGCAGAGGACGCAUUCACUAUACGGAAAUGUAUGAAAUGCUCCGGUUUAUUGAUCCACCCGUCGGAUUCGGAAAGAAAUGCCCAUAUCGAUUAGCAUAUAAGCAUCUGAUUCGCAUGAAUAUGCCUGUGGCGGAAGAUGGAACGGUUCACUUCACGACGACGUUAUUCGCUUUGAUUCGUGAAAGUUUGAGCAUUAAAAUGAGACCAGUGGAAGAGAUGGAUGAAGCGGACGAAGAGCUGAGGCUAACACUGAAAAAGAUUUGGCCAUUGAAAGCGAAAAAGAACAUGAUUGAUUUAGUGGUUCCUCCGAAUCACGGUACAACUGGAAUUCUCUGUUUUCUUGAAAGAACAUCUAACUUCCAGAGCUCUGUUUCCAAAAACUGACUGUUGGAAAGAUAUACGCGGGACUGCUCAUCUACGAGAACUAUCGAGCGAAACAAAGCGGAACGGAGGUAUGUGAGGUCAUAGUUCAUUUACUCAAGCUUUCAAUUUUGGCUCACUUACAGAUUUUUGUUUAAGUGUAAGAUAAGGAUACAAAGCCUAUUAGAAUAUACUGCUUUUGUGUGAAAUAGAUGCUUUUGUUGAGUUGAUAGAUGGGGUUGAUAAACUGUUGAGUGAAAGAGUAGGAUGAGCUUUGAAAUGAGGUGAAAUUAGCUAGAGGCGAUCAAACGACAGCGUGCCGCCGAACUUCUGCGCAAACGACGAAACGCGCUGUUCCAAUGGUUUUCGAAAGAUUCGAACAACGAUCAGGUCCACCCUGAUAGUGUGAAAACCCUUGUAGUGGACUUUUAUUUUUCUUUUCACUUGGAAGUUUGUUAUCCCGAACGAGAUGAGCAUGCUUUCAACCUAUAAACUAGUCAACAGUUUCAAAAAAGGUCAUAACUAGUUUUAUUCAGGUUGGCGGUGGGGGCCUUUUUGGCGGCGGACUACGAUCAUUGGUGGCAGCAGCGAAGGCUGCCGGAGGAGGCUCUCAGCAUCCUCCUGCUCACACACCGCAGCCACCAGAGGAGACGACUCCGAUCAUCCCGCACCAGCAGCAGAAUUCGAUUGCGCCGACAACGAAUGUUCAGGGUUCUUCACAGGGACCGAGUGGAAAUGGUGGUGGUGGACAAGUAAUGCUUCAUAUGGAGCUUCAGAAUGAGCCUGGAGUUAUUCAGCGACCGUAUUCGUUAUUCAACACUAUCGCCGACUCGAUCAAAGCCAGAAAACCGGAUGGAGAGGUCACACCAGUUCAGUAUCAGAGUGUUGACCAGCAACAGUAAGUUCACUCUCAGAAAACAUGUAUAAUCAACGGGUUUUCAGCGAAAGAACAAAUUCCACCGGCAGAAGGCUUUCCGACAUGUUCUCCAAGAUCCGACGGGGCACUUCUGCUGAUCACAACCCGCAUCAAGUAUGUGAAACUCUUUCAGAUCGUUUCAGAUGCUCCUCAAAUUCAUACAAUCUUGUUUCAGUUCUGUCCUCUUUAGAAACCAUGCACAGUGCACAGUCACCUUUUAGAGUUCCAUUUAUUCAAUGUUCUAAAUGUUCUUUCCGUGUGAUUUUCUGAGUACCGUCCGUCCGGUUCCCUCAGUGAACGUCUUGAACGUCUUUGUAAUAACUGACAAGUCACACAAAGGUAACACUGUGCUAUUGUUCUCUUCUCGCCACCCUAUCCAUUCUAUCCCAAAGCCUUUCUUAACCAACUGGAAAUUCCAACACAUAUUUCCGAAAAGCCAAACCUCCUAUCUAAUCCACGUCAAACCUCUUUGUAGAACUAUUCGCACCGCUUCGGUUACAGUCGCAAUAGAGGUUCUCGAUAUGACGAGGUUUGUAGAAGAACGAACGCCAAGCUUGAAUCCAUUUUACCUUACCCUCUUGUCAAAUUCCGCGUAACUUGUUCUUUUUCGAUGAGUUCUCUUAACCUGUGUGCAUUAAUCCAACAAAAGAAUGUAAAACAGAAAAUCUUAUUUUUGCUGGAAGUUUUUUGCACGAAUCGGUUGAGGCACAUGCUUUUAGAACAGAUUUUCCUCUUUUCCUGCAUGCUUUCCUGCUUGUUCUUUGUUGUUUUAAAAUUUUCUUCUUCCAGGCAUGCCAAAAUUAUGUAGUUAGAUAAUUGUUGAACCAGACAUCCUUUUGGUUUUUCAGUUUUCUAUCAUUUCUAACAUUUUGCAUGUCUAUUUCAUGUUCCUAAACCCUACAUACUUGUUUUGAAGAAUUACUGUGUAGUUGUUCUUGGAUACCUUACCCUUAAAAUGCUUCCUAGACCUUAGUUCCUAAAAACUUAAUUCCAGACGGAACACUUGCUGGCUCAAGACAAUCGGUCUCCGUCGUCGCCAAGAUAUCGGAGCAUGGCCCGUGCUUCUCCGCCGAGUCCCGCUGAAAGAUACGGUCAUCCGCACCGAUACCGUACAGGUAAGACAGUGGCCGUUAAAGAGAGAAGGCCUCUAGAUACCCAUCUAGGCAAUUGCGCCGCCAAAAAAUGCCAUUCCGAUAGUUAUCGGAUUGACCCGCUUUUAAUGUCCAACGCGUUGCGAAAGGGUUCUAAUAUGCCUGCGCGGAAAGACAAUCGAACCUAAUUACUGUGUUGUGGCAACCAAAGUUAAGAGGGAUCAGUUUCAGAAUCACCGCCAUCUUCAAGGUCGGAAUAUCAGAUGUCGAUUCGUGACCCGAUGAUCAGAAGGAAUCGUUAUAACACUUUAGAACACUCGAGAUCAUCACACGAACCACAGUAUCACCAUCAGGACCACCAACAACAAUCCGCGCACUCACAAUUCUUGUCUCAUCAGCCGCAUCUCCAACAUUCUCAACAUCACAGAGUGUAUCAGAACCACAAUCAGUACUCGAGAAGUCCGAUCUAUUCCGAUGACUCGAGCGUAGCGGAAAGCUACAGAAGAGAACGAGAAUUCAGAAGAUAUCAAGGUACCAUUCAGACAGGAUUUUCGUUCUAAAAGUGCCUCUGAACAGACUCCACUCCUCAAGACGUCAGCGAAGACGACGAUCCGAUGCCGACGGCCGUACGAGCCCGGCGGCUGCCUCUGAUUUCCACUAUGCCCACACACUACGAGUCCGCAUUCCAACCAUCAUAUAACCAACACUUAAAUGAUUCUUAUGGUAUCAUUGUGUUCCACUCGCUUGAUUUAAUCAAAGUUUUAGGAUUAGGAACCGGGUAUCAACGAGAUUAUCACACCAGUCACCCCCACUCGCACUCAACCUCACAGCACCAACAUCAACAUCAGCCCAUGUACAGCACGUCACCACUAAUAUCACCUCGAUCCAGUCACAGCUACUACACGCCCAGGAAUUCACAAUACUAUGAAAUCCCAUCGCCCAGUCCAGAUGUGAGAAGUUCAAAAACCUUUUUUGAGUAAUCGAUCGUUUCAGAUAUUUCCAUCAUACCGUGGACCUUCUUCUCCUCGUCGAUAUCCGGCGAGCACGAUAGUUGUAGCUCCGGAUCGGGAAGGUUCGAGUGCACGAGUCAUUCAAGCGCAGCCCGGUUCUAUUCCUUUGUCAGACUCUGAAGUCGAGGAUGAUCCCCGAGACCCCAGAGAUCCACGAGAUCGAUGGGAUAUUGUCUAA